AUAGGUCACACGAGAUAAUGUUAUAUAAUCAAAUGUGGUAAUGUACUACUGCGGUGAAGAGUUAUGCCUAAUUUCUACUGAGAUUUUGUGAAGCAUGGUUAUAUAUUGGUAUAUAUUUUGGAAGAAUUAUCAGUCAGUUCACAGUAUUUCCAAUGGCAGCAAGCUACCAGACGAGAAUUCGAGAUGAAGAGGAGAUGCGGCGUAGAUUGGAAGAAGAGUUCAGCUCCUUGGCUAACGCUGAAGCGUAUUACAAAUGUGUAACUAUUAUCGAAAACGGAGAGGAUGAAGGUAAGAAACGCAGCUUAACGGACUUUGAUACCAUUCGCGAGAACAUCCUGAACCUAUCAGGACUUCCUUCACCCGCCCGAAUAAUGGAUUUUGGGGGAGGUACAGGAAUCCCCAUGUCAGCCAUUUGUAAAACACUCCAAGCCCUCAACAAAGAUGUAAUCGUCAGCGUGGAAGAACCCCAUGAAGAGUCGUUGCAGAAGUACAAGGAAUGCGUUGAGAACCUGGAAAAUGUUAAGCUGGAUGUGGCCUACUCUGGACGGUUCCAGGAUUACUUCGGGAAGUCUGUGGAAGACCUUAAGUCCAUUGGAGCGUAUCCUGAAGAACAACAGGACAGGGUGCUUGCUUUACAUUCCAUGUAUCAUCUUACACGUUGGUUGGAUGAUUUCUGUAACCCUCACGAAGACAUCAAACGAGCUGUCUUUGCCAUGUAUACCAUCCUCAAGCCUGGGGGGAUGAUAUUAAUACAGUUUAAUAGUGGGGACAACGCAUACAUUUGGAACACCGCUGUGCACUGUUUUAAAGCUCGUUUUCCUAAUGAAGCCGUAAACCUAACGAAGGUAGCGGAGGCUAGAAGUUCUUUGCUUAUUCAAGGGGAAAUUGCCGAUAUUCUGAACGAAUCAUUUCCAACCUUUAAAGCUUUGAUAUGGCACGAGGAGAUGAGGUGUGAUUUCGUGCUUCCAUCGCUGGCAGAGGUCGGUGCUUCGGUCCUGGCCAUCUAUUUCCAUGGUUGGGCAGAUAACGCUUUUAAAUUUGACUCUAGUGUGUUGUCAUUUUGCAUGGACUUCGUCCAGAGAGAAGGCAGGAAGUAUGGCCUUUCCCAAGAAGCAGACGGAAUGUGGCGGAUGUCAAAUGUUACACACUUAAUCACUAUUAAGAAAGUCAAAGCUGAUUAGGACUAUUCUAAGGACUAUUUUAAAGAAAGAACUGUAAAAGUAACAAAGUGUAGGGUUAUUCUUAUUCUUAAUCAGGAAACCAACGACACAUUACAUGGUGUACUGGUCACAUGGGAUACAUGUUAAGUUUUAUCCUGUUGUGCUUAAUCCUGCAGUUUUGUAUAUUAUUUCUAUGGAAAUCAUUAUCAAAAGAGUGACAAAUGCUAAUUUGUUGUGCACUUUUCUCAAAUGCAUGAUAGCACUAUUAUGAUGGUACAUUUUAAAAUAUAUUUCACAUUGUUCAAAGUUUGUACAUGGAGUAAAACGCAGUACUGUAAUGUGAAAUUAUAAAGAACACGUGAUCUUGGAUAUUAGGGCAUCUCGGCGUUCAUAUUGAUAAAACUUAUCAUUUUCAAUGAUAUAUUAUUCAGUUCACAUGACGGACUUUUUAUUUACUUUACAUUGGCAUUAAAACAGUCACAAUAAGAACUUUCAAACCAG
Lingula anatina is the source of this 1661-nucleotide messenger RNA. RefSeq lists its product as uncharacterized. The record is from RefSeq and is a predicted model, not a curated record. Lineage: Eukaryota; Metazoa; Brachiopoda; Lingulata; Lingulida; Lingulidae.